Messenger RNA from Durotheca rogersii, 1293 nucleotides. RefSeq lists its product as uncharacterized. The record is from RefSeq and is a predicted model, not a curated record. The transcript is spliced from 4 exons. NCBI's taxonomy places the organism in Eukaryota, Fungi, Ascomycota, Sordariomycetes, Xylariales, Xylariaceae. The coding region runs from base 190 to 1224 and encodes 344 amino acids.
GGUACCUAGGUAAGGUAGAAUAAUCUGACCAAUCGACGCGUCGCAUUUUAUGGCUGUGGCUAGGCGUGGCAUGUGUGUGAUUUUGUCAGCUAAAUUCAGCCCCUUCGCCAGAUACGACAGCUUCGUGGAAAGAAGUCCUCCUUCUUAACGACUACGCUGCGCUCUCCGCUUGUGGCGGGUUCGCCAACCAUGCCGCUGCACCAACUACCCCCCGAGGUCCUCCUUCACGUCCUUCGCUUGCUAGGCUCCGUGUUCUUUCGUCAAGAUACUCGUCGGCUACUCGUAUCGAAGUGGUGGUAUCAGCUAGCCUGGCCAGUGCUCCUCCAUGACCUCGCCUUCUCUGCUGCAUCGCUUCGAAGGUUUAUCCUCACAUUCGAGAGAGAGGAUGUCAUGAGUUCCAUGCAAAAUCACCCGAUUACAACCAGCCUGUGUCUUGACGGCUUUCAGGGCUGGGAUGCGCUAUGGUCAGACAACUCAAAACCGGCUAGGACGAACUUCGAAGCCGUCGAUGCAUGGACAUCUGAGUUGAACGGCCACCUCACCUCACUUGUCGUCAUACUCCAACGAUGUGCGAAGCUGCGAUCUCUCACGCUCAAAGCGCGGCCCGAGCAUCAUGAUCCUCGGAUGGACCUCCAGCGGCGCGACUAUUUAAUGGCGCUCCCUUUAGCCGGCCUUGCAUCGAUCAGCCACCUGACCUGCCUCGAGGUUGAUACCGCAGGGACAGGUCUGGUAAAUCAAAGCAAUGCCCCCGGGAUUCAUAUUUGCCGCGAAAUCCGCUCUAUGCUACCGACUCUUCGGCGACUACGCUGCCGUAUGACUAGCAUCUGUCCUGACGUCCUAGACGCCCCAGAGAAACGACCUCUUCUUGAUCUCGAGGACGUUGUCGUCAAUUUGAGUCUCUCGGAAAUGUCCGACUCAGACACCUCAUAUCGGUACCCAAGUCGAUGCGGGCAUACUUACGGUGGCGGUUUUCCUCAGCUGAAGGCGGAUAUGGAAGCAAAGGCAAAAGACCUUGCGGGCAGGAUGCGGAAUCCGCGGAUUAUCAGAGUUGUGUCACACACGCUCCCUGGUCUGAAGAUGCAUUCCUUCGAUGCUCUAACAGGACGCCGGAUGCUAUUACCCUCCGCUACGCCAUGGGAUGCAGACGGUGAGGAGUUGGAAGAGACGGUUGUGGGUGAGGAAGACUUCGAUUCUGAUUCUUCAUCUGAAGAAGGAUUGCCGUGAUAGCGGACGCUGGAUCCACGUCGUUUAAAGUGCAGAGCGACUGCUCCGUAAACAGCAACAAGCUGCUCC